CAUUUGAGCGUAUAAAUAUGCGGACAAAUUGCGACGAUUAAUCAUUCGACCCAUAGAUUCCACCGUCAAAGCAAUUAGCUUGGAGAUCUAUAGCAAAAUGAAAAUAUUCCUAGCGUGCAUCUUUAUUGCCGCCGCGACGGCUGCAGUGAUUCCUGUCGAACAAGCCAGGCACCGUCGUGACGUCACCGAGCUCGUGAACGAGUACAUCCCGCCGGCGGAGGAAGUUGGCGCCGAUCUGGCCCAAGACCCCGUCGCCCUGGGAGAGGAUGGAUACCGCUACAAGACCGUUCGCAGGCUGAAGCUCCGCCACCGCCGUGAUGUCUCCGAGAUUGCCAACGAUUACCUGCCACCCACUGAGGAGCUUGUUGCCGAUGCCCCCGUUGAGGAGGCUCCAGUGGAAGAAGCUAGCCAAGAUUCCGCUGUCCUUGCCGCUGAUGGUUACCAAUACAAAACCGUCCGUCGCCUAAAGUACCGCCAGCGUCGCGACGUUUCCGAGGUUGCCAACGAAUAUCUGCCACCCACUGAAGAGGUUGUCACCGAAGCCCCUAUUGAGGAAGCUCCAGUUGAGGAAGCCAGCCAAGAUUCUGCUGUCCUGGCCGCUGAUGGUUACCAAUACAAAACUGUCCGUCGCCUGAAGUACCGUCAGCGUCGUGAUGUUUCCGAGAUCGCCAAUGAGUACCUGCCACCCACUGAGGAGGUUGUUGCUGAUGCCCCAGUUGAGGAGGUCCCCAUUGAGGAAGCUAGCCAGGACUCCGCUGUCCUUUCCGCUGAUGGCUACAAGUACAAGACAGUGCGUCGCCUGAAGUACCGCCAGCGUCGGGAUGUUUCCGAGAUCGCCAACGAGUACCUGCCCCCUUCGGAGGAGGUCGUCACCGAAGCUCCCUUGGAGGAAGCUCCAGUUGAGGAAGCUUCUCAGGAUUCUGCUGUCCUUGCUGCCGAUGGAUACCAGUACAAAACCGUCCGUCGCCUAAAGUACCGCCAGCGUCGCGAUGUUUCCGAGGUUGCCAACGAAUAUCUGCCACCCACUGAGGAGGUUGUUGCUGAUGCCCCAGUUGAGGAGGUUCCGAUCGAGGAAGCCUCUCAGGAUUCCGCUGUCCUGGCUGCCGAUGGAUACCAGUACAAGACCGUGCGUCGCCUGAAGUACCGCCAGCGUCGUGAUGUUUCCGAGAUCGCCAAUGAGUACCUGCCACCCACUGAAGAGGUUGUCACCGAAGCCCCCAUUGAGGAAGCUCCAGUUGAGGAAGCCAGCCAAGAUUCUGCUGUCCUGGCCGCUGACGGUUACCAAUACAAAACUGUCCGUCGCCUGAAGUACCGUCAGCGUCGUGAUGUUUCCGAGAUCGCGAACGAAUAUCUGCCUCCUAGCGAGGAAGUUGUUGCUGAUGCCCCAGUUGAGGAGGUUCCGAUCGAGGAAGCCUCUCAGGACUCCGCCGUUCUCUCUGCUGAUGGAUACAAGUACAAGACUGUUCGCCGCCUGAAGUACCGUCAACGCCGUGACGUUUCCGAGAUCGCCAAUGAGUACCUGCCCCCUUCGGAGGAGGUCGUCACCGAAGCCCCCAUUGAGGAAGCUCCAGUUGAGGAAGCUUCUCAGGAUUCCGCUGUCCUGGCUGCCGAUGGAUACCAGUACAAAACUGUCCGUCGCCUGAAGUAUCGUCAACGCCGUGAUGUCCCCGAGAUUGCCAACGAAUAUCUGCCACCCACCGAGGAGGUUGUUGCUGAUGCUCCUGUUGAGGAGGUCCCCAUUGAGGAAGCUAGCCAGGACUCCGCUGUCCUUUCCGCUGAUGGCUACAAGUACAAGACUGUGCGUCGCCUCAAGUAUCGCCAGCGUCGGGAUGUUUCCGAGAUCGCCAAUGAGUACCUGCCCCCUUCGGAGGAGGUCGUCACCGAGGCUCCCUUGGAGGAGGCCCCCGUUGAGGAAGCUUCUCAGGACUCCGCUGUCCUGGCCGCCGAUGGAUACCAGUACAAGACCGUGCGACGCCUGAAGUACCGCCAGCGCCGCGAUGUGUCCGAGAUUGCCAGCGACUACCUGCCGCCCACCGAGGAGCAGGUGGCCGUUGAUGCGCCCGUCGAGGAAGUGUCCCAGUCGCAGGACUCCGCCGUCCUCGGUGAAGAGGGCUACCAGUACAAGACCGUGCGCCGCCUGAAGCUGCGCCACCGCCGCGCCCUGUAAGCCUGGCUGUCCUCUACGUUUGUAUACCUGUAUACCUGUACCUGAACCUGAACUGCUCGUUCACGACUAGAAGCACUCACCCCCACCAACCACUACUAGGCCGUAAGUUUUGCUAUUAUUUAACGAUUGAAAUCAACGAAUAAAUCCAACGAAAAUUGUUAUUGUGUAUACU
This is a messenger RNA of Drosophila gunungcola (fruit fly), 2339 nucleotides long. Its product is annotated as fibrous sheath CABYR-binding protein. Gene Ontology annotation, molecular function: calcium ion binding. The coding region runs from base 98 to 2167 and encodes 689 amino acids. The record is from RefSeq and is a predicted model, not a curated record. Gene Ontology annotation, biological process: negative regulation of protein sumoylation. The transcript has 3 exons. NCBI's taxonomy places the organism in Eukaryota, Metazoa, Arthropoda, Insecta, Diptera, Drosophilidae.